AUGAUUGAGAACGCUACAUUAAUUAAACAAGGAGCCGAAGCUCGAAUACAUACGGCACCAUUUUUGACACGAACUGCCAUAGUUAAAGAAAGGUUUUCGAAAGCUUAUCGACAUCCUAUUCUUGAUAAGAAGUUAACAACAAGAAGAGUUAACCAGGAAGCUCGAUGUUUGUUCAAAUGUCGUAAAUCAGGAGUUGACACACCAGCAUUAUAUUUUGUGGAUACGGAAAAUAGUACGAUUUAUAUGGAAUUUGUCCGAGGAACGAUCGUCAAAGAUUUACUUGUCACGAAUAGUGUAUACAUUCAAAAUAAAGUAAAACAAGAUGAAUUGGCCAAAAAGAUUGGAAUUGCAUUGGCAAAAGUGCAUGAAAUUGAUAUCAUUCAUGGAGAUUUGACCACUUCCAACUUAAUGCUGAGAGAAUCCAAUCAAUCUCUGGUGGUUAUUGAUUUUGGAUUGAGUUACAUAUCAUCAUUGCCUGAGGAUAAAGCUGUUGACUUGUAUGUACUUGAAAGAGCUUUUUUGAGCACUCACCCUAAUUCUGAAGAAAUGUUCGAUUACGGGGACGAAAGAGAAGCAUGGUUGGAUGAAUCUACCAGGUUAUGA
Messenger RNA from Funneliformis mosseae, 603 nucleotides. Lineage: Eukaryota; Fungi; Glomeromycota; Glomeromycetes; Glomerales; Glomeraceae. The record is from the annotation of a GenBank genome assembly.